AUGACUUUGACAAAAUACGAAUGCAGUGAUUGCAUGCAAAAGUUCCUCAAGGAGUUGCCCAAAUGUGAGCAUCAUCUCCACCUCGAGGGAACAUUGGAACCAGAUUUACUAUUUAAGUUGGCAAAACGAAACAAUAUUACAUUACCCCCAACAUUCCCUCCAACCAUCGAGCAGUGCAAAACGAGGUAUGACAAUUUUUCUGACUUGCAGGACUUUUUGGAUCACUACUACAUCGGCAUGAGUGUGUUGGUCACGGAACAAGACUUUUAUGAUUUGGCGAUGGCAUACUUCACCAAGGCAACAGCAGAUGGCUGUUUACAUUCUGAAGUUUUCUUCGACCCGCAAGGUCAUCUAGAGAGAGGGAUCUCUUUAGAUGUAGUGGUUUCCGGACUUAGCCACGCGUGUGAGGAUGCAAGAACCUCCUUUGGAACCACCAACAAGUUGAUCAUGUGUUUGUUACGACAUUUACCCAGUGAAGAUGGUCUCAAGGUGAUUGAAUCGGCCGACAAGUAUUACCAAGAUGGUAUUAUACAUGGGUUAGGGUUAGACUCGAGUGAAAAACCGUUUCCCCCUGAGUUAUUUGAAGAAUGCUAUGCCCUUUUGAGGCUGAAGUUUCCCGAAGUUGCAUUGACCGCACAUGCUGGUGAAGAAGGAGAUUAUACGUUUGUUGAAAAUUCUUUAGAUAAACUCAAAGUUACAAGAAUCGAUCACGGUGUAAACUCUAAGCACUCAGAAUCGUUGAUGAAGCGGUUAAGUGAGGAACAGAUUAUGCUUUCAUUAUGUCCCUUAUCCAACGUCAAGUUGCAAGUGGUUCAAGAUGUGGGGCAUUUACCCAUUGACUUGUUUUUAGAAAGAGGUGUGCCUUUUUCCAUCAAUUCCGAUGAUCCAGCUUAUUUCGGUGGCUACAUUUUGGAUAAUUAUGUGGCAGUGCACACAAGAUUCGGAUUCAACUUGGAGCAAUGGAAACAAAUUAGUUUGAAUGGAAUUAAUGGCUCGUGGUGUGACGAAGGUAGAAAGCAAGAGUUGAGAAUGUUGGUGGAUAAAGUGUGUAGUAAGUAUGUUGAUGUAUUGUAG
Molecule: messenger RNA, 1074 nt
Organism: Lodderomyces margitis
Lineage: Eukaryota; Fungi; Ascomycota; Pichiomycetes; Serinales; Debaryomycetaceae
Gene: AAH1
Product: adenine deaminase
Exons: 1
Coding region: 1-1074 (357 amino acids)
Biological process (GO): adenine catabolic process; hypoxanthine salvage; purine ribonucleoside monophosphate biosynthetic process
Cellular component (GO): nucleus; cytosol
Molecular function (GO): adenine deaminase activity
Source: RefSeq, a predicted model, not a curated record